AUGUCAGCCUCAAGCAACGACGUCGUCAUCUCCCCCGUUGAAACAGAACAAGAUGUCAUCGACGCAAAUCAUUGCAUCUCUGAAGCCUUUGGGACCCAGACAAAAGAUGCCAUCUGGAUGCUCUUGAAUCCCGGCUGGGACACCACCGAAGGCCGUCUCAAGAACGCUCAAAGCUUGAUCAAACAAUGGAAAUCCACCACAACCAACAAAGACGGUCAACCCAAUGCCGUCUACCUCAAAGCCACGGUCCCAGAUCCCGAGAAGCCCGGUGCACGUAGAGUUGCUGGCAUGGCAAUUUGGAAGCAGCUAUCCUAUGUGGAAGGCUACGGUGAUGCCUUCACUGGCGAUAUGACCGAAGCAACGCGAACCCUAGAUGAAAAGAAUAAGCGGUUCGCCAUACAAAUGUUCAAAUCCUUGUGGAGGCGACGUAUUGAAUAUCUCAAAGAGAUUGCCUCGCCCGAGGCAGGCCGCAAUCCACCAGCCGUCUUCACUCUGGAUCUCUGCGCCGUGGAUCCGGCAUUUCAGCGGAGAGGAAUCGCGGCCAAGUUGGUGGAGUGGGGUCUUGCGGAGGCGAAGAAGAGGGGUGAUUUGGAAUGCACGACUGAGGGUAGUGCGAUGGGGAGAGGAGUGUAUAGGAAGCUAGGCUUCAAGGAUGAGGGGCAUGGUGAUGUUGUUUGGGAGGUGGAUGAUGAGUUCAAGGACUGGGAAAAGCCAUCGAAUGUGUUCUUGAGGACGCGAUGCGCUCAUCUCCGUCACCCGCAAUGCAUCUUGACCCAUGACUCCUUACUGAAUGAGGAAGGUAUCCAAGGCGCCCUGGAAACUUCCCCUGCACUGCUCUCCAUUGUGAAAUCCACGGGCACACCCCAUCCCAAAACACCCACCAUGCCUAUCGUCGACAUCCACACACAUGUCUACCCUCCAAAGUACAUGGAACUUCUACGCUCUCGCUCCACAGUCCCCUAUGUCCGCACCUUUCCUGACGCUCCAGACUCGGCACGCCUUAUCAUUCUCCCCGGCGAAGAUGACCCUUCCACUCCCUCGACCUCACGCGGUCGCCCCAUUGGCCCGGAGUACUACGAUAUCAAAGAAAAAAUCGCCUUUAUGGAUCUGCACAAAAUCGAAAAAUCAGUCAUCUCCCUUGCCAACCCCUGGCUGGACUUUCUACCCACUGACGAGGCCGGGGCGGCCGCAAAGAGUAUCAACGACGAUGUCAAUGAUCAAUGCGUGCAGUACCCAGGACGAUUGUACUUCUUCGGGACGCUUCCGCUGUCUGCGUCGCCAGAGGUAGUCACGGCGGAGAUUGAGAGGCUGAGUAGGUUGAAGUAUGCUAGAGGCGUGAUCAUGGGCACGUCGGGGCUGGGACAGGGCCUGGAUGAUGCAAAGCUGGACCCUAUUUAUGCGGCGCUGGAGAAGCACAAUCAGCUCAUAUUCCUGCAUCCACACUACGGUCUACCGGCGUCUGUAUACGGCCCCCGUGCAAGCGAGUACGGUCACGUCCUUCCGCUCGCUCUGGGUUUCCCCUUGGAAACAACGAUUGCAGUUAGCAGAAUGCUGCUCAGUGGGGUGUGGGACCGCUUCACUAAACUCAGCGUCUUGCUUGCGCAUUCAGGCGGUACCCUGCCCUUCCUGGCCGGCAGACUCGAAUCCUGCAUCCUGCAUGAUGGCCAUCUCAAAGCGCACGGUAAGACGGAGAGGCGUAGGGACGUGUGGGAUGUGCUGAAGACGAACAUCUACCUCGACGCAGUCAUCUAUUCAGAAGUUGGCCUCAAAGCGGCGCUGGGUGCUUCAGGGGCCGAUAGACUCAUGUUCGGCACUGACCACCCCUUCUUCCCCCCACUAGAAGAAGACGCAAAGGAAUGGCACAGCGUCAAUGCAAAUUACGGCGCCAUUGCCAAAGCUUUUGCAAACGACGACAAGAAAGCGCAAGACGUUUUGGGCGCGAAUGCAAUUCGAAUACUGAGAUUGGAUGCUUGA
Messenger RNA from Plenodomus lingam JN3, 1974 nucleotides. RefSeq lists its product as uncharacterized. Lineage: Eukaryota; Fungi; Ascomycota; Dothideomycetes; Pleosporales; Leptosphaeriaceae. Gene Ontology annotation, molecular function: hydrolase activity; carboxy-lyase activity. Gene Ontology annotation, biological process: secondary metabolic process. Gene Ontology annotation, cellular component: cytosol; cytoplasm. The record is from RefSeq and is a predicted model, not a curated record.